UUGUUCUUGUUUAGACAAAAAAAAAAAAAAAUACAAGAUUUCUUUAAAAUAUCUCUCUGAUUUCCCCAUUUAAAAUGACAAUCCUGUCUUUCUUCACCAGAGCUUCACGGGCUUUCAAUGGCUACCCUGCUUCUGCCAAGCUUUUGCUUCUCUGUACUCUCAGUCUCAGUGGUGGAGGUGUUGUGGCUUACUCAGAAGCACAAGUAGAUGCUAGCAAAACUAGUGUUCAAGUGAACGAAAAAGAUUGCAAGAAAAAGAGAGUGGUGGUUCUUGGAACGGGAUGGGCCGGUAUUAGUUUCCUUAAAGAUCUUGAUGUUUCGGCUUACGAUGUUCAGGUUGUUUCACCCCGGAAUUAUUUUGCAUUCACCCCAUUGUUGCCUAGUGUCACCUGUGGAACGGUUGAAGCACGGAGCAUUGUAGAGCCUGUUCGAAACAUUAUAAAGAAGAGAAAUGGAGAAAUACAGUUUUGGGAAGCUGAAUGUAUGAAGAUUGAUGCUGCAAACAAGAAACUUUUGUGCCGGUAUACUGUGGAAAAUAACUUGGUGGGAAAUGAUGAAUUCUCUUUGGAAUAUGACUAUUUGGUUCUAGCAGUGGGAGCACAAGUAAAUACAUUUAACACCCCUGGUGUCCUUGAGAACUGCCACUUUCUGAAGGAAGUCGAGGAUGCACAGAAGAUACGGAGGACCGUUAUUGACUGCUUUGAAAAGGCUGUCCUUCCUGGACUAAGUGAAGAAGAACGAAGGAUAAACCUUCAUUUUGUAAUUGUUGGAGGGGGACCUACUGGCGUGGAGUUUGCAGCAGAGUUGCAUGACUUUGUUCAGGAGGAUUUGGUCAACUUAUAUCCUUCGGUUAAAGAUAUGGUGAAAAUAACUGUGAUUCAAUCAGGGGACCAUAUUCUGAAUAUGUUUGAUGAACGAAUAAGUAGUUUCGCUGAGCAAAAAUUUCGAAGAGAUGGUAUCGAAGUUCAAACUGGAUCUCGUGUUAUUAGUGUUUCCGAUAAGGAAAUCACUAUGAAGCUCAAGGCGAAAGGAGAGAUUUGUUCUGUACCUCAUGGAUUGGUUGUUUGGUCCACUGGUGUUGAGACUCGCCCUUUUGUGAAGGACUUCAUGGGGCAAAUUGGGCAGGCUAACAGACGUGUUCUAGCAACCGAUGAAUGGUUGCGAGUAAAAGGAUGUGAAGAUGUGUAUGCCCUUGGUGAUUGCGCCACUAUAAAUCAGCGUAAAGUCAUGGAAGAUAUCGCUGCCAUAUUUAAGGCUGCAGAUAAAGAUAACUCUGGUUUCUUAACCGUUGAGGAAUUCAAAGAUGUUAUAGACGAUAUCCUUGAGAGGUAUCCGCAAGUGGAACACUAUUUGAAGAGCAAGCACCUGAGGGAUGUAACUGAUCUGAUGAAAGAUUCCGAGGGGAAUGAUAUAGAUGAAGUGGACAUUGAAGGAUUUAAGCUAGCCCUUUGUCAAGCUGAUUCACAAGUGAAGAAUCUGCCUGCAACAGCUCAGGUUGCGGCACAACAAGGUGCAUAUCUUUCUAAAUGCUUCAACCGCAAGUCUAAGUGGAAAGAUAAUCCUGAAGGCCCACGGCGUUUUAGAGGGUCUGGUCGUCAUCAAUUCCAUCCAUUUCAAUACAAACACCUUGGGCAAUUUGCUCCUUUAGGAGGGGAGCAAGCAGCUGCUGAGCUGCCUGGGGACUGGGUUUCCGUGGGUCGUAGCACACAGUGGCUCUGGUACUCUGUAUAUGCAAGCAAACAAGUGAGCUGGCGUACUCGGGUGUUGGUGGUAUCCGAUUGGACUCGAAGAUUCAUUUUCGGAAGAGAUUCAAGCCGCAUUUGAGGCAGCAACAGAGAACCUUGUAAUAAUAUUUCAUUCCAUCGUCAUUCAUAUGGUGCUUGCAUUGCAUCUGUUGUACAUGAGUAUUACCAUCCGUAUGGAUAUUUAUGUAAGCUUUUAAUCUCUUCAUUAUGCUGUUUCCUUGUCUUCGUGUAUGCUUGUCAAUAUUUUUUCUUGUAAGAUCCAUGAAGAUAGCACUUUGGGCUAUAUAAUGUAACUUACAUUGAUCUUCGACUAUAAAUGAUUUGGUAUUUCCAUA
Gossypium raimondii (Peruvian cotton) is the source of this 2079-nucleotide messenger RNA. Its product is annotated as external alternative NAD(P)H-ubiquinone oxidoreductase B1, mitochondrial. The transcript has 10 exons. Gene Ontology annotation, molecular function: calcium ion binding; NADH dehydrogenase activity. NCBI's taxonomy places the organism in Eukaryota, Viridiplantae, Streptophyta, Magnoliopsida, Malvales, Malvaceae. The record is from RefSeq and is a predicted model, not a curated record. The coding region runs from base 75 to 1823 and encodes 582 amino acids.